Schistocerca cancellata (South American locust) is the source of this 1121-nucleotide messenger RNA. RefSeq lists its product as uncharacterized. The record is from RefSeq and is a predicted model, not a curated record. NCBI's taxonomy places the organism in Eukaryota, Metazoa, Arthropoda, Insecta, Orthoptera, Acrididae. The coding region runs from base 209 to 706 and encodes 165 amino acids. Gene Ontology annotation, molecular function: nucleic acid binding. Gene Ontology annotation, biological process: tRNA splicing, via endonucleolytic cleavage and ligation. The transcript is spliced from 4 exons.
GUGCUAGGUGAGUGUUGUGUUUAGGGUAGUUGUUUAGUUGGUGCUAAAAAGGCGAUUGACACGCGUAGUGAUUUGAAGUACAAUCGAAUUGAUUUAAAAAAAGUUCAGGUGCCAAAAAACAUUUAUUUUGAUUCUGGAAUAAACGAAAUGUAGGAUAGAACACACCAUUGCUGUAUUUAAAGAUUUCGAACAACAUUACAACUAAGAAAUGGAAGCAACGGCAACGACUGCCCGAAAAAUUCAUCCGGUCUUGCAGAAAAUGAUUCAGAGUGGAUGCCAGAAUCAACAAAAAAUUGCAGUAGCUUUUCAGGUUUAUAUGGAGCUGUGUGAAGUGGAAAAGCUGUGGAACGUUCGUCAUCAUUACAACGAAUUACACGAUUUUUUCUAUCUGACUGGCAAACAUUCUGCAUCCUCUGAAAGGGACGAAAUAUUUAUCCCAUUGUCAAUCACAUCAGACAUCUCUCCAGCAUGGGUUGAAAAUAUUCAAAACGAAGUGUGCCGUAACACCUCACCAAAAAGCAUAACAUUAGCAAUAAAGGAACAAGAUUCUACAGUUGUCUAUUAUAAUGUGGAAAGAGAACUAGCCAGCCCAGACUCCCCAGAAACAACACAAAAGAGAAAGAAGAAACAAGAGACACGUAAUUUGAUUGAAUCAGAACUGCAUCGACAACGAUUAGACAUUUAUGAGUCAGCACUUAAUAAAUAGAUUAGUACAGUUGUGCUAAAUACUAUGUGGAAAUUGAUAGAAACAUUCCUUGGUUAUACCUAUUACAAUUUUGUUUUACAUGUCGAAAGUAGAAUAAGGACCAUUGCUGUGACUGAAUUUUUUUUGACAAUAUCUGAAAGAAAGUAACCUCCUCUUAAAGUAUAUUUAUUGUACCUCUCAUCAUAGUGUUGAAAUGCAGAUCUUGGAAACCAACUUGUUCUGUGCAAAAAAUUGUUCAUAUGUAUAUAAACAGUGGAUGUACCUUGGACUGAUGAAAUCUUGUUUUGCAUGUAUAUAGUCUGUGAGACAGAAAGUGUAAUUGUUGUGCAGCAGCUUUUUUAGAUUAACAAAUGACAGUGUCUGUAAGUAUGACUGAAAUAUGAGUGAAAUAUAUGCAUGCUUCUUAUCUUUCUUA